AUGCCUACCGCCCGCCUGCUGCUCUCGGCGCCCGCACCCAGCGCAGCCCCUCCGCGGCCUGCGGCGGCAGGUGGCGGGGCCGGGGCGCUCUGCGGCCGCCUCGCCGUGGCGGAAGGGGCCCUUGGUUGGCGGGAGCGCUUCCGGGUCGGCGGUGCCAGGGCCAGCAGCAGCGUGGCGGCGCUCCGCGCUUUCACUUGCGAUGACUACUUCUGCUUCAACAACCUCAACCUGGACCCGCUGACGGGGACCGUAUCCUCCGCUGCCUGGCCCGAGUAUUUCAUUGCCGCCGAGGCGCCCGGCGGAGAGCUGAUGGGUUUCAGCGCGUGUGGUGCUACUGCGCUGAUGCUCUGUAUGUUCACAGUAAUGGGUAAAGCGAAAGGCUUUGUGUUUAGGGAAGAAUGGCAUGGACAUGUUACUGCUCUCUCUGUUGCACCAGGAUUUCGAUGGCUGGGUUUGGCUGCUGAAUUGAUGGAACUACUGGAAGAAAUUUCAGAAAAAAAGCGUGGAUUUUUCAUUGAUCUCUCUGUGAGAGUAUCAAAUCAGGUUGCAGUAAAUACGUAUAAGCAACUAGGCUACAAUGGGUACCAGACAGUAUUAGAGCACUGCUCUGCUAGCAGUGGAGAGCCAGAUGAAGAUGCGUAUGAUAUGAGAAAAGCUCUUUCCAGAGAUACGGAGAAGAAAUCAAUUAUACCUCUGCCUCAUCCUGUGAGACCAGAAGACAUUGAGUAACUUGUCCUGCGCCCUGCUCCUCAUUUCUGGCGGCCUCCACCUCUGCCCAGCAGCCCAUCGCUCCAGGAGCCAGCCGACUGACCAUCCUUUCCCUGCUGAACCCACAAGUGUGGCUCUGGGAACAACUGCUGAGGUGUCUUAGGGGGAGUGUUGGGGGCCCUGAGCCCUAGAGCAGACUCGCUCCCGGGACUUGUGUGUGACUGAAUAAACACUUGCCAUCUCCUUUGCC
Messenger RNA from Gavia stellata (red-throated loon), 958 nucleotides. It is a transcript of the gene NAA20, whose product is annotated as N-alpha-acetyltransferase 20, NatB catalytic subunit. The transcript is spliced from 8 exons. Gene Ontology annotation, biological process: N-terminal peptidyl-methionine acetylation. Gene Ontology annotation, cellular component: NatB complex. NCBI's taxonomy places the organism in Eukaryota, Metazoa, Chordata, Aves, Gaviiformes, Gaviidae. The record is from RefSeq and is a predicted model, not a curated record. Bases 1 to 729 code for a protein of 242 amino acids. Gene Ontology annotation, molecular function: protein-N-terminal amino-acid acetyltransferase activity.